ACGAUUUGCCAAAAAAUUCCAGCAGCAACUUCGCAAGAAGCAUGGCGGCUGGUGGUGUGGAUAGCAAUGCUGUCCCUCAGUCUAAAAAGGGUGCUGUGGUGAUCAGCAACAUACAUACCGAUAUAGUUUGUACUUCAUUUACUGACAAAUUGAUGCUGAUAAUUACACAGUACCAAAAACUGGGUACAGUGAUGUAUGUUUUUAAUGAGGCUGAGAUUUCUGGAAUGCAACAGCCUUUGUUCAACACCAAAGUACUUAUUGGCAAAGAUGAGCCUGUCACCCACGUGUAUGCAAGAAAUAUAGCUUUGAAGUUGCACCAGCUUGGAAACACUAAGCCCCUAUUGUUAACAUUGGCAUUAAAAGAUGAUACGCCAGAAAUGUUGAAAGCCAUUUUAGAAAGUAUAACACAAUGCAAAGUUUGGUGACCUAAGACCCAAAUUCACAUAUAUUGCCAAUUGUUGGCUUCAUUCACAUUGAUGAGUGGAUGGCAAGUUACAAGACAUAGACUUAAGGCCAAAUAAAAACAAUUAGUUUCUCAUCCUAAUAUUUUGAAAAUGGAGAAUGAGGGCACUCCGAGAUGGUUGAUGGGAAACAGUACUACUUUCUCACCUUUACCAAGUAGAUACAUUGAAAGCAAAUAAAAGAAGCACUAGACAUGAUUCAUACCAUAUGUAUCCCCAACCACAAAUGAUCGAUAGAGAAAUUUUACUGAUGUGAGUUGCCAGAUUUUCGUACAUUUCAUAAAAUAAAGGAAAUUGGUGAAGCAGAGAAAAUGGAUUUGCAAGGGGACGACAAACUAGUAAUUGUUUUUUUGGCCAAAUCAAUCAAGCAAUAGGCAAGAAUUAAAUACAUAGGUACAAUACUUAUCCUUCAAUGAUAAGCCAAUGAAGUAAAGCUAAGUACCUAUGAUAGGCCUAUUUUGUUGAAGCCAGAUAAAAUUAUUUGGGAGGAUUUCAAUAGUGCCAGAACUAAUACAAUCAUUCGGCUCUGGUGGUAUAAUAUUACACUCCAACACAUUCAUUUUAAUAGUGUUAUUGUUUGUAUGAUUUAUAUUACCACAGUAUUAUUAUUAUUAUUAUUAUUACUAUUUACCUUAAAUAGGCCAAUAUUUUAAUGAAUGGACAUUUCCGAAGUGUCAAUCAAAAUAUGUGCAUGUCCUACAAUCGCAGUCUAGUCCCAAAAACACAUGUGUUUUAUAUACGGCCGUAAUAUGGCAAAACAACGUAACUACAGUACCGUUAUAUCUUUUGAAGUUACGUUUUUUUACGUUGGAACGGCCGCAUAGCUGGUUUACACUAGUAUUUUGUGGGACCUUAGGCACAAAAUUUAAGGGGCGUGGUGUAGCAAAAGGCCCAUUAGGUUUAUUUUUCUAUUUUAUUUUAUUUUGUAUAAAAAUAUAUACAUCCUUGGCCGGUAGUUAAAAACUGAAGUGGCAAGGUUGCAAAUAGAAUAUAUAAAAAACACCACGAAUUAUCAUUAUCAUUAUAUUAAAAUUCUAUAAAAAGCAUACAUUGAAUCACAUAUACUGUAUGCAGUAUUAAAGAAAACAUAUAUAAACCCUAAAAAUUGAUCCAACAAGCAAAGAUUAAGAAUUAAACCCAAAAAAUUAAUGGUUGAAACAUCAACCAUUGAAUUAAAGCUGCUGAAACUAAAAUAUCAAAUCAACCAUUGAAACAUAAUUUUAAAAAUAGAGAUUAAGCCUAUCUAUCUAUAUUGUAGGUUAUUAUAGAUAAAGCAAGACAGUACUGAGAUUCUAACUCCAGACACCCCUCCCCACACCUAUCUAUAUCUAUAGAAACCCUUCAACAAGUAUUGCAUAAAUAUUCUUAAAUUUAUAAAUCAACGACAUGUUUACUUUAAACAUACAGUAUUGAAAUGCACAACAAUUUUUCAAUUUCUGUUAAACCUCAACAAAUUAUUUGUUGAACAAUAGAGAACUUAAUGUGAUUGUUUUGGUUUUUUGAAUAAAAGCUGUAAAUAAACUGA
Molecule: messenger RNA, 1986 nt
Organism: Anneissia japonica
Lineage: Eukaryota; Metazoa; Echinodermata; Crinoidea; Comatulida; Comatulidae
Product: proteasome assembly chaperone 3-like
Exons: 4
Coding region: 42-425 (127 amino acids)
Biological process (GO): proteasome assembly
Source: RefSeq, a predicted model, not a curated record